UUCAAAAUGGUAGCGGAAUAAAGAAAGUUUUCCGAAGAUUAGGUACGUUAAGCUUGGAUUUACCUUCAUAGAAAAAGACAAGUUACAAUUGCCUCAGUGUGUGAUAUGUAUGAAGGUUUUAAGUAAUGAUAACAUGAGGCCCAAUCGCCUUGAAAGGCAUUUGAAGCAACAACAUCCAACUCUGGUUUUGAAGACGAAAUAGUUUUUUUCUUCUAAAGCAGAAUCACUCAAGCGGAUGAGACUGGAUCAAUCGGGAAGUUAUCACACAGCUUCAUUUGAAAUAGCUUUUAUGAUAGCAAAGCAAAAGAAACGUCAUACUAUCGGUGAAGAAUUAAUAAAACCAUGUGUCCUAAAAGCCACGCAGAUAAUUUUGGGAGAAGAAGCACAGCAAAAAAUGAAGUCUAUUUCUCUUUCGAAUAACACAGCCAAGCGUAGAAUCGAUGACAGCAGACAUAAAGUCAGAAAUAAUUAAAAAAGUACAAUUAUCGCUAUUUUUUGCCAUUAGUUGCGAUG
Messenger RNA from Acanthoscelides obtectus, 513 nucleotides. The record is from the annotation of a GenBank genome assembly. Lineage: Eukaryota; Metazoa; Arthropoda; Insecta; Coleoptera; Chrysomelidae.